AUGGCGCUUAAACGCAUCCAGAAGGAGCUGCUUGAUUUGACCCGGGACCCUCCGGCUCAGUGCUCGGCGGGCCCGGUGGCUGAUGACAUCUUCGACUGGCAAGCUACCAUCAUGGGGCCAGACGACAGCCCCUACCAGGGAGGCGUGUUCUUCCUGACGAUCCAGUUUCCUUCGGAUUACCCUUUCAAGCCACCUAAGGUGGCAUUUACUACUCGAAUUUAUCACCCAAAUAUCAACCGGAAUGGAACCAUUUGUCUGGACAUCCUGAGGUCCGAGUGGUCGCCAGCAUUGACCAUUUCUAAAGUAUUACUUUCCAUCUGCUCAAUGCUGUGCGACCCCAACCCAGACGAUCCUCUGGUUCCAGAAAUUGCUAAAAUCUAUCGGAAGGAUAGGAGAAAGUAUGAGCGAAUUGCUCGAGAAUGGACACAGAAAUACGCCAUGUGA
Molecule: messenger RNA, 444 nt
Organism: Ochotona curzoniae (black-lipped pika)
Lineage: Eukaryota; Metazoa; Chordata; Mammalia; Lagomorpha; Ochotonidae
Product: ubiquitin-conjugating enzyme E2 D2-like
Exons: 1
Coding region: 1-444 (147 amino acids)
Biological process (GO): protein K48-linked ubiquitination; ubiquitin-dependent protein catabolic process
Cellular component (GO): nucleus
Molecular function (GO): ubiquitin conjugating enzyme activity
Source: RefSeq, a predicted model, not a curated record